AGUCAUUCGCCAACGAGUCGCAGAGCGGAGCAAAGGUCUCGCAGCGGAAACGGAUAUAAACCAACGGCACCAAAUGAACAAGGAGUUCAUCACACAGGGCGGCACGCCCAUAACAUCCGAAUUGGCAACGGAUCUGCGCAAUCUUAUCUUUGGCACCGCAGCCAUUCCCAUGCGCGCCGAGUGGCUGCAGACGUCGUUUGUCUUUGGUGCACCCAAAGAGGAGCUGGCAUACGGCCUGCGAUCGCCGCGGAAUGCCACGCGUGGAUUGCUCUCCGUUGUCCAGGGAUUUGUGCUCAAGUACUUGCUGUUCGCGCGCAAGACCAGCCGUGUGGCUGCCCUCACCGACCCUCUCCUAGCCAACGCCGAGAUGCAGCGAGAGGCUCUCUUCUGUGCCUUGGUGGAGAUUCUCCGCACCAUUUCGGACAAGGGUAAGGUGACCAUGGUGCUGCCAUCAGAGGAUGAGGUCUUUGUGGAUCACACUGCCAGCUACUUUCAUGAUUCGGUCACCGAGAAGCUCUAUGUCUUCACCCUGUCGCCCAAUGAGGAGUUGGAGCAUUUUAUGAAGCGAAAUUUCAAAUAUUUUUCAGAGGAGGAGACGCCCGGCACUCUGCUGUUUCUUUAUAGCGCCGUGCUGACACGUUCCAUGGGAAAAGUGCGCACGGACCUGGACUCCUCAAAGUCCUCGCCGCUGACAAGUAGCAACCAUGAGGAGGGCUCGCUGAUGAUUGUCACCUUGCUGCUGACGGGACGUGCCACGCCCUACAUACACAACGGCGUCGUCAAUGUGGGCGAUGAGAGUAGCUAUGCGGUACCACAAUACGGAGUGCUGAAACGCUGCAUGAUCGGUCUGCUGCUCUGGGACAUUGAAUCCACUAGCGCAGCGGUAAAUCAAUCGAGACAGCCGGGAUCACGCCUCAAGACGCCCAACUAUCCCAUUUGGGUGACGAGCUGCACGGGGCACUACGGCGUGGUGUUCAAUCGCAAUUCGGAUCUGCUGCGCAACUAUCACGCAGAGUCGCGCUUCGAUGUGAAUUAUUACAGCUGUUCGGGUCAUCAGAUACAGAUGACCAUCGACAAUCGCACGUACAAUGAGCAGGCAUUGGUCAUGUUGGAGCGGCAACCAAUCACACCGGAGGGUACCUCGAUGGCGGGCAAGCCAGCCGGAAAGGAUGGAGAAGCGAAUGCUGCUGUGGCUACAGCGGCCGCUGCUCCCAGUCCGGUUGGAGGUGCUGGUACUGCCGGUGGCGGUGUGGGUGCCGCUAGCGGCGGCGGUGUUGGUGGUGCUGCUAGUGGCGCUAGCGGUAGUAGCGAUGUGGUCGCCAAGGAGGAGUCAACGCUCAACACGCCGUUGCAGCGUUUGAUUCGUACCAAGUGGGAAGAGGCAACUAUAAGCUUUCACGUGCAGCCAUCGAUGUUGAGUUAUCUUUUUAGUACCACACAGUAGAGUGCACCCCAGAGAGAUUCCAUAGCUUUCGUGUCGAUCCCUGUUAGUCCUUGUUGUCCGCAUGUAAGCUUGGUAUGUUGUCUCUUGAUCUAUGAUAUUAAUCAUUCACUUUCUUGGCGAAUGACCAAUGCGCCGAACUCAGAACAAAUACAGGUUCCAGUAGGGCAUCAUAGAUGAUAGUUUUCUUCUACUUCCACAGCUAGAAUAGAGCAAGGUUUAGCAAGGUAUUAAGAUGUUUUCAAUGAAAUAGUUUACCUGUUUGAUAGGCUAUAGAAAGGAUAGGAUUAUAUUAGUUAUAGAUUAGAGUAGUGCCCAGUUUAGUGCCAUUUAAUGUAAGCUUUUUAGAUGAUGCACAACUGUCCUGCUGCACUCUUUCCUAGUAGAAUUCAGUAGAAAUUGGUACUCUAAAAAGAUACAAACCAAAAAGUGAACAGCGAUGGCAAAUACACGUAAAAUAUUGCAAGUAACUGAAUCGAAAUGCGAACCAGCUGAAUAGUUGAGCAAACCAUUCAGCAAAUCUGCUGGGACGACGAAGGCCUCUCUCUUAACGCACAGAGCGACUGCAGGAGCUUGAUUGAUGCUGCCGUCUGGAGCCACUAGUUCAUAGUUAACUCUAAUUUAAAUAUUAGUAAAGAUCACCAACACGCUUCGAUUGCUACAGUUGCACUUU
This is a messenger RNA of Drosophila subobscura, 2114 nucleotides long. RefSeq names its product inactive ubiquitin carboxyl-terminal hydrolase MINDY-4B. NCBI's taxonomy places the organism in Eukaryota, Metazoa, Arthropoda, Insecta, Diptera, Drosophilidae. Bases 74 to 1444 code for a protein of 456 amino acids. The record is from RefSeq and is a predicted model, not a curated record. The transcript has 8 exons. Gene Ontology annotation, molecular function: K48-linked deubiquitinase activity; cysteine-type deubiquitinase activity. Gene Ontology annotation, biological process: protein K48-linked deubiquitination.